AUGGAGCCUCUCCACUCACAUCACUACACCAAACACCAAUACAAGUUCUCAGCCAGCAAACACAGCCAGUGGUUGGCCAUGAUCAUGCCCUACACCAUGUUUUACAACAGGCAGUGUUGGGGUAUCAAACACAAGGAUCCCAGUACCACCUACCUGUCCAAUGUUGUGCCAACAGACAAGUUCAUGGGGCAUGCUACUUGCUAUGCCAUACUGGGUGAUGAUGACAAGACCAUGGCGUUCAUCACCCUAUCCUACCUCAUGAUGCACACAUUCAGCCAUCCAGGAUCCUUCUGCCCAACCAUGUGCUAG
This is a messenger RNA of Acanthamoeba castellanii str. Neff, 309 nucleotides long. RefSeq lists its product as uncharacterized. The record is from RefSeq and is a predicted model, not a curated record. NCBI's taxonomy places the organism in Eukaryota, Discosea, Longamoebia, Acanthamoebidae. Bases 1 to 309 code for a protein of 102 amino acids. The transcript has a single exon.